CUCUUUACAGAGGGCUCUGGCUGAACUUGCCAGGCCUUCCCUGCCUCUACAGGAACAACGAAGGGCCACACACCUUCCAAAAUAAAAGAAUCAGGAAGUUCGUUACAAUAACAACAAUACAUUAGGAUCUGUGGGAAAACCAUCCAUGAAAUCCAGAUCAUCAGAUCAUCAGGUCUGACAGGCCGCUGGCGGCGCUGUGUUCAGCUGUAGUUUGUACAAAGCAGCAGAAGAAGCCGACCACGUGAGUCUUCCUCGUGCGAAUUUGUUGUUAGCAGACCAGACGUUCGGCUCAGGAAAUAAUCGAAUUGAAAUGACGAAGGUGAAGAAGGAGAAGGUGGACCCCGAGGAGCCCGCCGGUGUUCCCGAGCGCUCCUACCACGAGCUGAUCGCCAACCUGAACCCGAUCGCGCAGCCGCUGGCCUCCAAGAAGCUCAGCAAGAAGAUCUACAAGUGCGUGAAGAAAGCCGCCAGAGUGAAGAACAUCCGCAGAGGAGUGAAGGAGGUGCAGAAGUUCAUCAACAAGGGAGAGAAAGGGAUCGUUGUUUUAGCUGGCGACACUCUGCCCAUCGAGGUCUACUGCCACCUACCGGUCAUGUGUGAGGACAGGAGCCUGCCGUACGCCUACAUCCCCUCCAAAGUGGACCUGGGCUCAGCAGCCGGCUCUAAGCGACCGACCUGCGUGAUCCUCAUCAAGCCCCACCAGGACUACCAGGAGGCCUAUGAUGAGUGUCUGAGCGAAGUGUCGGAGCUGCCCAAACCGCUGUGAAGCGCCGCCGAUGACGGGACGCUCCGCCGAUCGCGGGACGCUUCGCCCUCACCAGUUUCAGCUGCUGAGCGAAACGUCUUCAGAUGAAGCCGCGUUUCCUUCAACGAACUCAUGAAAUCUGAUUUGAUUUCUGCUGAUCUGGACUUACAGAGUUUUUCAGUUUUUAAUUUUAUUAAAUAAACAUGAUGGACCAAGAA
Molecule: messenger RNA, 963 nt
Organism: Oryzias melastigma (Indian medaka)
Lineage: Eukaryota; Metazoa; Chordata; Actinopteri; Beloniformes; Adrianichthyidae
Gene: nhp2
Product: NHP2 ribonucleoprotein homolog (yeast)
Biological process (GO): snRNA pseudouridine synthesis; rRNA pseudouridine synthesis
Cellular component (GO): nucleolus; box H/ACA snoRNP complex
Molecular function (GO): box H/ACA snoRNA binding
Source: RefSeq, a predicted model, not a curated record